AGAGCAGCAUGAGCAUGUGUGCAGUGCAGCACAGGCACCAGAGAAACGGCCUGCAAAAACACACACCCUCCCACACACGCACUUACACGCACACACACUUGCACAGACAUGUAGCCUCUCUCGGAGUGGCCAGUACAUACACAUUCAUACACACACACACACACACACGAACGCACGCGAGCGCGAACAGGCAACAGAAGAAUGGAUCACAGCAUAGGACACAAACUCUACCCAGAAAGCCCCCCUAGCCGACCGCGGGACGUACUGGUGAAGUCAGCCUCAGCGUAUGCGAAUAUCCAAUGGGAACAGCCACACCAGCCUGGUGAACCGCUACAGUUCCCACGCAGGGAGCGCCUUGCGGUGGCCAGCUAUGCCACACAACCCGACCAAGUGCAGGGUGACGAUGACCUCAUCAAACCCAAAAAACUCAUCAAUCCAGUGAAAGCUUCAAAAAGUCACCAGGAGCUCCACCGAGAACUGCUCCAGAACCACAGACGUGGAGUGGAGAACAAGUCGGAGCUGCAGCGCGUACUGGAGCAGAGGAAGAGAGACCAGAUGAUCAAACAGAGGAAGAUGGAGGACGAGGCCAGGAGGAAGGUGUCGCCGCUGGAACAGGAGCUGCUAAAGAGGCAGCAGAAGCUGUAUGAGUUGGAGCGGGAGCAGGAGCGACAGGAGGAGACGUCGUGCAACGCUCCCGAGUUCAUCAAGGUCAAAGAGAACCUGAGGAGAACGUCCUUCACAAGCGCAGAGGAGAAGCAGGUGUAAGAGACCCCCGCACAUUGGUGCAUGCACGUGCACAUGAGAGAGAGAGAGAGAGAGAGAGAGAGAGAGAGAGAGAGAGAGAGAGAGAGAGAGAGAG
Molecule: messenger RNA, 859 nt
Organism: Electrophorus electricus (electric eel)
Lineage: Eukaryota; Metazoa; Chordata; Actinopteri; Gymnotiformes; Gymnotidae
Product: protein FAM107B
Biological process (GO): regulation of actin cytoskeleton organization; actin filament polymerization; actin filament bundle assembly
Cellular component (GO): neuron projection; stress fiber; synapse
Source: RefSeq, a predicted model, not a curated record